UCCAACUCAAGGAAAGCAUGCACCUUAAUCAUUAUACUGUACCACCUUGCAUUACAUUACCUAGAUGCCUUAGGUAAAAGUGAGGUGGGUAGGUGAGGCAGGCAGGCAGGCAGUCAAAAAUGACGCCUCCCCACGUCGUUUGAUUCACCUUGUCCCUCGCCUGGUUUAUUAUCCAGCUCCCCGGGCUCUUUCCACCUGCCGCACUACCCUACCUUCUCUGGCUUCUUUCCACCAUUUCAAUUGCCUCGUCAUCGACGAGUAAACCUCAUUUCAUAUCUUUACCCCAAUUAGAGCCCCGGUGGCAUCGCAAGAAAAAAAAAGAAAAAAAAAGCACAACUUCAAGAUGGAUAGGCUAAGCAACAUAAACCCCUUCUCCAAGAGGGACUCUCACUCGGCCAAUGCUGUAAUCACGUACAAGAUCUUGACCAUAACAUCAUGGCUUCUGUCGCUGCUCUCGUCUGUCUACUACACCUUCAAUGACGACCACGAUGCCUUUCAUAUUCGCCGCAGAAUCUGGGACAUCAAUGACCUGUACCUGACAGGCUUCCGUCUCGACCACAUGAUCACAUCGCUAUAUUGGCUUGCUCUCUUCAUUCUCCAGGUCGGAUAUGCAUCGUUCCUCUUCUCAACAAACCUCGACCGCAAGAACCAGGCCUGCGCCGUGGGCAGCCACUUUAUCCUCAACAACCUCUUGCACUUUGCGUUUGUGAUGCUGUUUGUCUAUGGCCAUUUCGUCUGGGCUGAGGUUGUUCUGAUCGUCAAUUUCGCCAACCUCACGUUCCUGUACUUCCGCCACAACACGUACCCACGCUUCAUUCAUACCCCAGUGGUCUCGGGUCCAUUGGCCUGGACUUUUGUGGCCAUCUACUGGAACGGUGCCAUCAUGGUGCAUCACCCAGAGUCUCUGGUGGCAAGGAUAUUUGCCAACAUCUUCAUUUGGUCCAUCUUUGUGUAUGGCCUGUUUUUCCUGGUCAUGUACAAGGACUACACCAUGGGCUUUUCCCUCAGCGUCCUGGCAGCUUCUCUGGGCGUUGCUCAGUUCUUACGCCAGGUCAUCGCCCUGCAGUGGAUCUUCGCCUUUACCAUAAUGGCUGUGUUGUUCGUGCUCUCGCUUGUGGUUGCCUUCCCCGCCUGGACUGGCAGGGAGUCGUCGGCGCCUCCUCAGGAUGCUGAGCGUGCCCCUCUGUUGCACGAUGGUUAAAUGCUCGGAUCAAUUCCAUGCAUCACCUGAGAUUAUGUGUGGUGCCGCAGGAGCUGCGGGAGGUUUGGCAGAGAAUCAGACCAUGAGGGGCAAAAUGCGCGACUCUCUCGUGAUUGCGGGUGAAAUGACGAAGUUAAUUGACGUCCCCCCGACUGAUUGCACCCUUGUGUGCGUCGAGUCUCAUGUUAUGGGGCAACUAAUCUUUUUCGGUUUGGACUCGUUACAAAAGAAAAUAUUUGGUUUUUAAAGAGAUUGACUGCAUUUUCAAAACCAAUUAGUUGAUGAUUUCCUUGAUAUUUUGCGUUUUAACACAAGCCAUGUUUAUCCUUUCAAUCUCAUUAUAGUCAAUGCUCAUGUGCUUCGCAUC
Molecule: messenger RNA, 1568 nt
Organism: Pyricularia grisea
Lineage: Eukaryota; Fungi; Ascomycota; Sordariomycetes; Magnaporthales; Pyriculariaceae
Exons: 4
Coding region: 344-1201 (285 amino acids)
Source: RefSeq, a predicted model, not a curated record